Notolabrus celidotus (New Zealand spotty) is the source of this 1172-nucleotide messenger RNA. It is a transcript of the gene tra2b, whose product is annotated as transformer 2 beta homolog. The transcript has 7 exons. Gene Ontology annotation, biological process: positive regulation of mRNA splicing, via spliceosome. Lineage: Eukaryota; Metazoa; Chordata; Actinopteri; Labriformes; Labridae. Gene Ontology annotation, molecular function: RNA binding. Gene Ontology annotation, cellular component: spliceosomal complex. The coding region runs from base 175 to 867 and encodes 230 amino acids. The record is from RefSeq and is a predicted model, not a curated record.
CCAUCCUAUGGUCCCAUCAGAGCCCUGCAGCCUGCAGCAGGCCUGAUGGGGGGGCGGGUGAUCCAGAGCCGUGGAGAGUCUGUUACUACAGCUCACACGGCCAUAUUGUUCAUCGUAGCUAGAUUGCUGGCAGAUCAUCAUAGUCCUUAGAUCUGUUACAGUUUAAAGUUAACCAUGAGCGAUAACGAUAAAGACUACAGCGGACGGGAGGACCGCUCUGCAUCCAGGACGUCAGCAAGCCACUUCCCAGAACGCUCUCCUGCAGGUUCAAAAGAAGGAUCCCACCACUCUCACUCCAAGUCUCGUUCACGUUCCCGGUCGAAACCCCAGGCUAAUCCCGAUCCAAACAGCUGCCUGGGAGUGUUUGGCCUGAGUUUGUACACCACAGAGAGGGAUCUGAGUGAAGUCUUCUCUAAAUACGGCCCCCUGGCAGACGUCUCUAUUGUGUAUGACCAGCAGUCGAGGUGUUCUAGGGGCUUUGCUUUCAUUUACUUCGAGAAAAGAGAUGAUGCUAAGGAGUAUUUUGCAGAUUUAUUCACUGUCAGGCAAAGGAUCGAGUCAACGGCAUGGAGCUGGAUGGUCGAAGGAUCAGGGUGGACUUCUCCAUCACAAAACGACCUCACACCCCAACCCCUGGAAUCUACAUGGGACGGCCCACAUAUGGUGGUGGUGGCAACGGCAUUGGUGGAGGUGGCCCAAGUGGUCCACGACGCAACUCGCGUGACUAUGGCCGUGGAUAUGACCGGGGGUACGACAGAGGUGGUUCUGACCGCUAUGAUGACAGGGACUACAACAGAUCAUACAGAAGGCGAUCUCCUUCACUGUACUACAGAGGGGCUUACAGGUCUCGCUCUAGGUCAUUAUUGAAGAACCUCCCUCUUAACCAGAAGUGUUUCUGAUGGUAUGAUUGUUUGCUGAAUAAGUUUGUUUUUUCUUAAGGUGAAGAUCGCACUUCUCUGUGUCUGUGUGUGUCUGUGAACAGUUUGUGUAUCUUGGCAUCGGGUGUGCAGCUGCAUCAGUGAAAAGACCCAAGCUGUCCCCUCAUGUUUUUAAUUUAAACUGUAUGGCUAACAGUCAUAAACAACAUUUUCAUGUUUAUUUUUAUUUUUUUGUAUACAAAUGUUAGUGGAAAUUCAUCUUGAGACUUAUUAAAAGAAAGAUGCAAUUGUUCA